CAUGACCCUCCCUAAAUUCUUCUCCCUCUCUCUCUCUCUCUCUCUAUAUAUAUAUAUAUCUCUCUCUUUCAACACUGUACUCUCUCUGCUUGCUGGGUUUCUCUCAUUCUACACACCCAUACAUACACAGAUACGUACAGAUACAUCUAUCUAAUUCACUUGGAGGAGGGAAGAAGUGGGUGAUCACCGAUUUGCUUGUUUUCUUGAGCGGUUCAUGGAUCCUUCAAGUGCACAACACCAGGAGAUGGGGAGCCAAUCACUGGAGAACAUGCUUGUAUGUUCAAAGUCCCAGCAAGAAAGAAAGCCAAGGCCUCAGCCAGAACAAGCCCUAAAGUGCCCUAGAUGUGACUCCACCAACACCAAAUUCUGCUACUACAAUAACUACAGUCUUUCUCAGCCCAGGUACUUCUGCAAGUCCUGUAGAAGGUACUGGACUAAAGGAGGAACUUUGAGGAAUGUUCCGGUGGGUGGAGGGUGCAGGAAGAACAAAAGACCUUCAUCAUCAUCAUCAUCAUCAGCAUCAUCAGCAUCAUCAAAAAGUAGGACCCAUAUUGAUCAGCUACAACCACUCACACCCAACAACAUUAACCCAUCUUCCCUCAUCACUAGUUUACCAGCAGCCUUGGGUUAUGAUGAUCAUCAUAAUCACUCAAAUGAUCUCUCACUUGCUUUUGCAAGGCUCCAGAAACAGGCUAUCGGACAGUUAGGGUUUGAUCAUGAUCAUCAUCAUCAUCAUCCUCAUCCUCAUCAGCAUCAGCAGCAGCUUUCUAUUUUGGGAAAUCUUGGUAACCCAGAUGGGAUUCUUGGUAACCUUGGGAUUAAUGCACCAGCUUCUGAGCAUCCGGGUGUGUUUCUUACUGGGUUUUUAGGUUCCCAAAACCCUAAUUUGCAGAAUUCUUAUUACGGAUUUGGGAAUGGGAACACUGAAGAUCAUCAAAUGGAAAACAACAAUCCUUCAAACGGCGUCGCUGGCCACGGAGAUCAUCAUCAUCAUCAUCAAAUGGUUUUUCCUUACGAUCGGGAAAUGACCAAUGCUACAACGACAGCGGUCACCGUGACAACAAUGAAGCAAGAGUUCUGCAACGGAAGAGACCACGAUGAUCACGAUCAGAUCAACGGUAACAGAUCAUCACAAGUGUUAUGGGGAUUUCCAUGGCAGAUCAAUGGAGAUUCCAACAUGGGAUCAGCUCAUCAUGAUCUUGAUAAUCCGGGAAGAGAAAGCUGGACGGGACUGAAUUCAUCUUGGCAUGGUCUCCUCAAUAGCCCUCUAAUGUAGUAGUUAUUAGUGUAGAUGUACUUUUAGGAGAGUGUUUUUUUUUUCUUCUUUUUUUUCCUUAAUUUCUUUUUCUUUCUCUUGUUUGUUUGGCAAGAAAGAAAAUAUGAAAUCACAUAGAAAAUUUAGUC
Molecule: messenger RNA, 1404 nt
Organism: Carica papaya (papaya)
Lineage: Eukaryota; Viridiplantae; Streptophyta; Magnoliopsida; Brassicales; Caricaceae
Product: dof zinc finger protein DOF2.1-like
Biological process (GO): regulation of DNA-templated transcription
Molecular function (GO): DNA-binding transcription factor activity; DNA binding
Source: RefSeq, a predicted model, not a curated record